AGUGAUUUUUAGUCUUGACGCUCUUUGUAUAACUCCCUUUUUUUACUUUAUGAGUAUUAUGAAUAAACCACUGAAACCGUCAAUACCUAAACGUAAAAAUUCAUUAAAAAAACAAUGGGAUAAAACUACCAAAGUAGUUAAUGUAAAACAAAAAAUUCACUCCAAUGUAUCAGAUAAAUAUACCGAAUUACAAAUAGCUACAUUUACAAAAUGGGCGAAAAAAAAGAUCCCAGAAAUUAAUGCAAUAGAUAAAGAUUUUCAAGAUGGUAAAAAAUUAAUAGAAUUGCUCGAAUUAUUCUAUGAAAAUGAUACUGAAGAAUUACCAAAACCAGAACGUGGUAAUAGUCGAGUUCAUUAUAUACAAAAUGUUAAUAAGGUUUUAGAGUUUUUACAAAAAAAAUUAGAUGAUAAUGG
Messenger RNA from Rhizophagus irregularis DAOM 181602=DAOM 197198, 414 nucleotides. Lineage: Eukaryota; Fungi; Glomeromycota; Glomeromycetes; Glomerales; Glomeraceae. The record is from RefSeq and is a predicted model, not a curated record.